GCGCCGACCUCUGACGUCACGGCAUCAUGGCCGCUGCCGCCUGGUUUCCCGCCUGCCGGAGGAAGAUCGCUUUUCUUCUGCGCCGCGGAGGGCGGUCCUUUGCUUCCCAAACUGAGGGGGAAAUCCGGAUGACCCGAGUCCUUCAGGAGAAGUUCCCCCAGGCUGUUGCGAUUAAAGUCGUCGAUAUCUCAGGUGGUUGUGGAGCAAUGUACGAAAUACAUGUAGAAUCAGAAGAUUUUAAGGAAAAGAGAACAAUUCAGCAGCACCAGAUGGUUAAUCAGGCUCUAAGUGAAGAAAUUAAAACAAUGCAUGGACUGCGGAUAUUCACUUCUGUUCCCAAGCACAGAACUGACUGAUAUGAAAAUUACGCCUUUCAGAAGUUGUGAGAAGAUGCCCACUGGAAAAUCAUAAAACUAGUGGGCUGUAUUUCUGUCUUUCCCCCUUCCAAUCACCAAUGCCUGGUUUCAGCAGCAAUAUUUAUGUCAGAUUGAAAAUUUAACUCGUUUAAUUGUAUUAGAGUUUUUUUCAAGAAGACUACAGUGAAAGUCUCCUUAUCCGUGGUAUUAAAGCUAAGAACGAAAAAGAAUAGGAAAAAAUACUUGCAACAUUAUCUUGCUCUUAUUUUUAAUUCAAAACUCUGUCAUGGCUCAGAUGGAAAUUUAUUUGAAAUAUAACGCAAAUUGCUGCUGCUUUUGUUGAAGUUUCUGAUAAUAGGGGAUGCUAAUAGUUGUAGACUCACAAGUAUUAAAAUUGCUUGAAGUCUAAAGAGCCUUUCUUAUAAAAAGGCUGCUUUUAUACCAAUUCUCGGACAGUCUAGUUUUCUAAGAUUAUCUUUAAACAAUCCCAGUAAUGCAUCAUCAUUAGCUAUGAUGGGCAGGACUGCCUUUUCCUUCUGUUGUUGAGAAGGUGUUGGUCUAUUUAUUGCUUUAAAUGUAAUACCAAAUAAGAUAGAGUUUUAAUGAGGAAUAGUUUGACAUUAUAGCAUUCUGAAGGUGGGAAAUAAAUUUAAAUGACUUUUUUUUUUCCAAUUCAAUUGUAAAGGCCAAAUCCUGCUGUUUUCUUUCUAGUAGGGCUCUGCAUGCUUAAAAUGUUAUUUGAAGCAUUACAGGUAAUCUUUGGUUAAUGACCAUUUAUUCAGCAGUCAUUCUGAGUGAUGACAGUGGUGAAGGAAGAGACUUGAAGCUCUUGCAACUUCCCUGGAGUCACAUAUUGCAGUUCAGUCACUGGGCAACCAGCUCACAUUUACAAUGGUCACGUGAUCUCCACUGUUAGCUUCUGAAAAGUAAAGUCAGUGGAGAAGCUGGCAGGAGGUCACCAAUGGUAACAUACUUAACGACUGUGUGGAACCUCUGGAGCUGCUGGCAUAAACCAGCGCAGUUAUGUGAUGUCACGCUUUAUGACCAUGCCACGUCGUGAUGGGAUUCCCAUUCCCAAUCCAUUACCAUUGUUAACCAAGAACUGUGUGUACUUUGGUCUUAUCCUGAGCACUGCACCAGAACUUGAAAGGUGCCACAGCUUUAAGAAUCAUACUUCCUUAAUAGAGUGGUAUUCUUUUUGUACCCUUGUAGGGAAGCUAGAAAAAUAGUCAAGCUCAUUUACAAAUAUUCCUCUUAGAAGUAAUCAUCAUCAUCUUCUUUUAAUGAUAUAGUCUCAAUGUGCCCAGAGAGAGAACUAUCUACCUCAACUAGGAUCAAAAUCACAGCCUCCUGAUUGUGAGGCGAGAGCUCCACCUCGGGGCCACCGCACCACUCAUUCCUCUUAGAAGUAAUACUCAUUUUGAUUUCAGUAAUAGUCUUUAUUUUUGUUUCCCACUAAUAUAGAGAACUAAAUAGAUGUCAAAUAUAAAAGUCCUUAUGAGCAGUGAUAACUUAAGCUUUCUGACCCACACAUGCUUUGUGGUUCUGAACUGGGCAGAGCAUUGGAUGGGUAAAUGGAUUGUGUGCCAUCAAAUCAUUUUUGACUCCUAGUGAUUACAUCGAAUAUAAUAUAGACUGAUAUUAGUGAAGAGCACCUGUUAAGGUAUUACACAGAGUCUGUAAGGGGGAAGCACAAUAUUGGGGCUCAAUAUUUCAAGGGGGAAGCAUAGUAUUGUGCGAGUAAGCCUCUUCUCCCCUCCUGCAUUAGAGAAGUUGCACCUUCUAUAGCAGGGCUAUCAAACUCGUGUCACGGUGGCAUCAUGUGACGUGUUGGGACUUUAUCCCCCUUUGCUGAACUGGCCAGGGCCGGGACCAGCAUGUGAUUCUUCCGGCCAGCGGGCCAUGAGUUUGACACCCCUGCUUUAUAGCUCUUAGUCAAUCACACAAGGAAGUCAUCCGCUACAGAAGUGGCAGCCAGCUCAGGGAAAUAAUUUGAGUUUGGGGUAGAGCUUUACUCACAGGCACAACUUUGUGUGAACUGCAAACCCUCAUAAAGUAGAGGCCACCACACUGAAUAUAUCCUAAUCCUUUCCAAGCUUGUAAACACUCAUGCAAACAUUGUUACCCUGACACACCACUUUGUUAUGUGGAAGGACUAAAUAAUACAGCUAUGUUUUUAUAGGAGGUCAUUGUGACAAUAAAAUGUCUACUUGUGGAAUAAUGUACAAA
This is a messenger RNA of Pantherophis guttatus, 2585 nucleotides long. RefSeq names its product bolA family member 3 (gene BOLA3). The record is from RefSeq and is a predicted model, not a curated record. Lineage: Eukaryota; Metazoa; Chordata; Lepidosauria; Squamata; Colubridae. Gene Ontology annotation, cellular component: mitochondrial matrix.